This is a messenger RNA of Dalotia coriaria, 635 nucleotides long. RefSeq lists its product as uncharacterized. Bases 75 to 602 code for a protein of 175 amino acids. The transcript has 3 exons. Lineage: Eukaryota; Metazoa; Arthropoda; Insecta; Coleoptera; Staphylinidae. The record is from RefSeq and is a predicted model, not a curated record.
AAAAACUUGUAAUGACAGAGAAAGGCAAAGACAAGCUAGCACACCACGUUGAUAAAUUUCCGACAUCUUCAUAAAUGGUGUUAAACGUUUUCCAUUUACUGCUGCUGGCGACUUUAGCGAAUGGAAUUAACGACAGUGUGCGCAUCACCAAGUUCCAACAAUGUGAUCCGCUUACCGACUAUCCGCUGAAAAUCAAGGCGACAUUCAAGACCGUGAGGAAUGCGCAAUACCUGGACUACAAUGGCACCUACACAAUCCCGUACGUCUACAAUGCAUCAAUGCAUGUGCAUAUAGCCAUCUCCCCAAACGGGAAGAACUUCAUUCAUAUGAUGACCCUACGAGGGGAUGACGUAUGCGCCUUCCAACGGAAGUAUUUAGGCGAAUUCUAUUUCCUUAUUCUUGAGAGAAGUGGAUUGACAAGGGACACUUGCCCAAUUCCAGCAGGAAUCUAUUCCAGCAGAAAUAUGAAAAUUGACUUUAGCAACAUCCCAGUGGAUGCCCUACCAGCUGGUGUUGUAAGAUUACGGCAAAUGGUAAUACAAAAGAAGACUAAGAAACUUUUAAGUUGUGUAGACAUGGAAAUUUCUAACAAAUUAAAGUAGAUAUAAACCUGGUAAACUCAACUCAACUUAAUG